UCACCUAUCACUCAUAAGUAGCCUACCAAUAAGCUCCCUUGAGCGAUAGGCUACAGGGAUCACUUGUGGGCUCCCGUGAUUGUCAUAGACAAGGAUUUUUAACAAUAGCACCAUGGCAGCGGAGCUCUCCUCAUCCAUCAACAUCAAGGAGCCACGGUGGGACCAGGGCACCUUUGUCGGGAGGGCCAAACACUUCUUUACCGUCACAGAUCCCCGGAACAUCCUUCUAUCCAAUGAUCAACUGGAAAAGGCUCGCGUGAUUAUCCAUAACUACAAACAAGGGAUUGUCACUCCAGGUCUGACAGAGGAUGAGCUAUGGAAAGCCAAGUACAUUUUUGACUCUGCGUUUCACCCGGACACAGGAGAGAAGAUGAUUCUGAUUGGCCGAAUGUCCGCUCAGGUCCCAAUGAACAUGACCAUCACCGGUUGCAUGAUGACAUUCUACCAAACAACUCCAGCUGUGGUGUUCUGGCAGUGGAUCAAUCAGUCCUUCAAUGCAAUAGUGAACUACACCAAUAGGAGCGGAGAUGCUCCCAUUACGGUUAAUCAGCUUGGAACAGCCUAUGUGUCUGCAACUACUGGGGCGGUUGUCACUGCUUUAGGACUUAAUGCUCUAUCAAAGCGUAUCUCCCCAUUGGUGGGGCGGUUUGUGCCUUUUGCUGCUGUGGCCGCUGCUAACUGUAUCAACAUCCCUCUUAUGAGGCAACGAGAGCUGAAACAUGGCAUUCCAAUCACAGACGAGAAUGACAACAGACUAGGAGAGUCCACGAACGCCGCCCAACAGGCAAUCACACAAGUUGUGAUCUCUAGAAUUCUUAUGGCAUCUCCUGGAAUGGCAAUCCCACCAUUCCUAAUGAACACAUUGGAGAAGAAAGCUUUCCUGAAGAGGCUCCCAUGGAUGAAUGCUCCUAUUCAAGUGGGCCUGGUGGGAUUUUGCCUGGUGUUUGCCACUCCACUGUGCUGUGCACUGUUUCCUCAGAAGAGCUCGAUGUCCGUGAGCCGCCUGGAGCCCGAGUUGCAGGAGAAGAUCCGCGCCAGCCACCCCGGGGUGGAGAGAGUCUACUUCAACAAAGGGCUAUGAAGGGGGAAGAGAGGCCCCUCCGCCAACAUCAUCACUGCACUGCCAUAACAAUCCAGUUCAAUGCCAGUCAUCUCUGCUAGUUGCCAAAGUUACAUUUUCAGUUUUUGUUCCCUCUUUCCCAUCUUGGUUUUUUUUUUUUUUUUUUUUUUUGGUUUCAAUUUUUUUGUUCACAUUCCAUGUAACCAUGGCAACUACCCCCAUCCCUUGCCCCACACACGCACAUUUCAACCAUCCUAUGCUAAGCUUUUUGACUGGUGUUUGAUUUUUUUUAAUUGUGGAAAAUGAAUUUAAUUUCUAGGUUGGGCUAGUUUUUAGGGAGGAACUGCGUGAGAGGUGCUGAUUUGAUUUAGAUCUUGGUAUUCUCACACGCUUUUAGUUUUUUUUUAAUCUCUUGUUAAUCGUGUUUGCUGCCAAAAUGUUUCCAUGUGCCAUACAAUAUCAUGUAAGAUGAAGAACAAAUAGCCAGAGGUAAUAUUCAGAUGUUAUUCUCAUUUGUUUGCUUGAUUACGUGUCGUUGCAAAAAUCAGUAUUCAAUCUAUCAAAGAAAAGCUGCUCCUGCUUUCAGUUUGAACCAAACCAUAAUCACCUCAAACAAAGUUUAUCGGUACCUCUAAUUUUAAGACUGUGCAAUACCACAUAAUCACAAGGUCUUACAGUUUAUAUAGAUUACAUUUUCAAGGUGUAAGAUCACUUCGAAAUAAAGAUGAACAUCUUACACAAUCUCUCCAUAACAACUUAAUGAAUGGACCCUUGAUCUACAGCGAUCUGAUGAUGAUGGCAAUAUUAAUUUGAAUAUUACUGGUGCUUUGCAAAUGCAAAAUCUAAAACAUGUAUGUAUGUAUUUCCAUAGUCCAGCAAAAAAUAACACUAUAUGGAUACUGCUAGUAUUCUGCUUGCCAACCAUGCAUGAACAAAACAAAUAUAUGUAUUGAUUUUAAGCAGAUUGGAGGAAAAUGUUAUAUAAGGUCAUAUUUCAAAGUCUGUAUGUCCUGACUGAAAGUCCAAGGCCAAACCAGCGACUAUGUUAGGACAACAUGUAUGGAUCUUUGAGCUGAGUUCUAGACCAAACCAGCAGCCAUAUUAGGACAACAUGUAUGGAUCUUUGAGCUGAGUUCUAGACCAAACCAGCAGCCAUAUUAAGACAACAUGUAUGGAUAUUUGAGCUGAGUUUUAGUGGGCAAAGUCCCUGUGUGUUCAUUGUAUGUUUUCUCAAUGAAAACAGGUUAUAGUUUAAAGACACAAACAUGAGGGUUUUAUCUGCCAGGUCAGCCCAUGUGUAUCCAAAUAUUCAUCAAGUCUAGGUUGACUACAUGCUUGCAUGUUUGUUUGUUUGUUUAUUUGCCUGUAUCCGUUAAUGAAAAGCACAUGGACAGUCCUGGCCCACUCAAAGAGGAGCCUAGUGUGGUUGAAAGAUGACAUCUCACUUCUGGAAAACUUCAGUUUCACAACCACCUCAGUGCUGCUGUUAGACUUCGGAAAAUGUUUCACAUCCUGUGUGUUGAAAUGUAUACUUUUGACUCUUGUCAUGAUGAAUGAGAUAAUUGUUCUGUGGUUGGUAAAGAGGUUGUAUUGCUAGACUUAAACUGCUGUAUUCUCUAUUGUUGUACUCCCUCUGAAGUGUUAUUUAAGAUUAGAUCCAUUGUCCUGGUAUGAAAAUACUGUAAAAGAUCUUUCCAUAUAUAAGAAUAUUUGUGCUAUUCUGUACAUCAUAUCAUUUCUCAGAAAGAUUUAUUUUCCAUGCAAGGGUCUGUCUUUAAGACGUCUUAGUGUAUGUUUGUAAACAUGAGUUUUUGAUAUGUUGUGUCUCCUCUGAACAUUCCAUUUGAUUGAUAAUAUAGGGUCCUUUUUUACGUCACAUAUAGUGAUUGUGUUUUACAUAUAUAUUUACUUAUAUAUUGUUUAUAUAUAAGUAAUAUAUAUUUUCAGGUUUUAAUGUAUGUUAUAAUCUAGCCUACAUUUACAACUACAGGUGGAUAUCGGGGAUAUAGUUGACAAUACGUUGGUGUUCUGAAAUCAUACGUACAGAGAUUAUAUCAAAUUAAUGUCUAAAUGUCUUCAUGGUUAUUGAACGUAGCCUUUGCUUUUUUGUACUCAAAAUGGGGACGCCUCUUAUGUGGUUAUAUUACCAACAACUGUGAAGAUACCAUGUUUGAAAUUGCAUGCCAUGGGACUGAAUGCACAAAAUAGACCUAUCUUGCAGCAGUGUCCCUCCUUCUCAAAGUUCGUACCUUUUGCAUAUAGUACGUAUCCAUGGGGAACAGUAGCACAAUCUUAUCCAGAUGGAUACAAAUGCCACAAACAGUCAUUAAAAGCACAGCAGAGUUUAGUACACUUCUGCCAUUGUUUUAGGUAAACUCAGUAAGUGUUUCUUAAGAUCAUAACUUUAGUCGUUGAGAUAAAGGGUAACCAGCUCUCCAGAACAAGUGUAUAAUUUCAUGUGUUAGUGCUCUACUUUUAAAGUGCCAAAAUUCUCACUGCAAUGUAUAUUAUUUGCCAAAGUAACAUAUCUAUUCAAGAUAUGUUACAAAAAGGACAGUUUACGACUAUGUAAACAGGUUAUUUUUUUGCGAGGGAAAGUAUUUUGAAAUGGCAAUUGCUUUACAGUCAAUGGGGAUGUUGUGCUGUGUUGAAGUACCUAGAUGAAAUAAAAAUAUAUCAGAAAUCUG
Messenger RNA from Clupea harengus (Atlantic herring), 3747 nucleotides. It is a transcript of the gene sfxn1, whose product is annotated as sideroflexin 1. Gene Ontology annotation, cellular component: mitochondrial inner membrane. Gene Ontology annotation, molecular function: monoatomic ion transmembrane transporter activity. The record is from RefSeq and is a predicted model, not a curated record. NCBI's taxonomy places the organism in Eukaryota, Metazoa, Chordata, Actinopteri, Clupeiformes, Clupeidae. Gene Ontology annotation, biological process: monoatomic ion transport; serine import into mitochondrion.